CCGCAGCGGAGCCGGACCCCAGGAUCUAUGCUCUUUACGUUCAAAACAAGAACCCUAAAGCCCUACGCGGUCCGAAACCUCAGAGAAACCAAUGACGGACGAUCAAUCGCAGACGUUGGUUUACAAACAGCGCUCACUUGAUAAAGGGUCUUAUUCUCCCGAACGUCCUUCGAAGAUCGCCAGAGUCAACGAGCAAGACCUCAUCGACGGAGACGACGAACACGUGGAAGAGCAAAGAGAGCCCACUGUUGGUGACCGAGCGAUGAUUCAAAACUCUAGAAUUCAAAGGUACUUAGUCGCGAUCGAGUAUAUUGGGACUCGGUUCUGUGGGGCACAGAAACAACUCAAUGACAGAACCGUUGUUGGUGUUCUCGAGGAAGCUUUUCAUAAAUUCAUCGGACAACCAGUUUCAAUCUUUUGCUCAAGUCGAACUGACAAUGAUGAUGCUUUUGGUGGCUUUGAAUUGGCAUUGGAUGCAGGAGUACAUGCCUUAUCAAAUGUUUGCCAUGUAGAUGUGGAACGGAUAAGCAAAAGGAAAAUUGGUGAAGUGAGCUGCUCAAGCUUACCCGUAUUGUUACCGCCUCAUGAACCUGCAGUGGUCAAAAGAGCUGUAAACCAUUUCUUACAGAAGAAUGAGGGUGAUAUAAUGAUAAUUGAUGUGAGAUGUGUUCCAGCUGAUUUUCAUGCUAGAUAUAAAGCUCAAGAGCGCACGUACUUCUAUCGCCUGUUAACCGGGCCAGAGCCUUUGUCAACCUUUGAGAAAGACCGGGCUUGGCAUGUACCUGAGGAGCUAAAUCUUCCAGCUAUGCAGAAAGCGUGCAAAGUUCUCGUUGGGCAUCAUGAUUUCAGUUCUUUCAGGGCUGCUGCUUGUCAGGUUGUUAUUUGUCUCCUGGAUAAGUAG
Messenger RNA from Ilex paraguariensis (yerba mate), 901 nucleotides. NCBI's taxonomy places the organism in Eukaryota, Viridiplantae, Streptophyta, Magnoliopsida, Aquifoliales, Aquifoliaceae. The record is from the annotation of a GenBank genome assembly.